Belonocnema kinseyi is the source of this 1610-nucleotide messenger RNA. RefSeq lists its product as uncharacterized. Bases 373 to 1239 code for a protein of 288 amino acids. The record is from RefSeq and is a predicted model, not a curated record. Lineage: Eukaryota; Metazoa; Arthropoda; Insecta; Hymenoptera; Cynipidae. The transcript has 5 exons.
GAAACUAUAUCCAUGAAAUGCUUUGAUCAAACGACAAUUCAAAUAGAGAAUUUCCAAAAUUUCAAACUAUUUCGACUUCCUGCGGCUAUUUUAUCUAAAACCAUUGUUGACAAUUAUAACUUCUGUCGAUUUGCUACCGAGAAUCUUGAUGUAAAGAACACAUUUAGUUCUCCGUAAAGAGGGCUUAUAUGUGUGAUAAUGUGUUUCAUGGUCUUUUUUGUUAUCUGAUAUAGUCCUGAUGAGGCUGCGGUUCCACGGCGAAAUGCAACGACUAUACUAUAUAUAUAUAUAUAUGCGUAACUUACAAUGAACAGAGGCCAUUGAUUACAACCAAUAAUACUUCAUUAAAGCCCUUGUUUGCGUCACAAUGGAAUGUCUCUUGUGGCUAAUUAUUUUUAUUUCUUUUCUUGGACACCAAUAAAUAAGGUGGCAAUACCCAUUCAAUAUCAUUUAAUGAAUCCUCCGGUCCAGAAUGUCAUGGGUGGUGCUCAGCUUCACACUCCACAAUCAAUAUUUCAACACAUGAUGGGUCAACAACAGAACGCACCUCAAGAAGCUGGACAAUGGAUGCAAAUUCCCCAGGUCCCUCAACUCUCUAUGCCAUGGAGUAUUCCAUCGCUCCAACAACCAGACUUAGUGCGAUUCACUGGGGAAAGGUCUCAGCCAAAGGUCCUGAAUUUGCAUCAGAAGAGGAAACUUGAAAUGCCUGAUUUGGUUGAUACCGGUCGAUCAAAACAGUUCAUAACUGAAGAGAAAAUGGCUGCUCAUUUCCGACAAAUGCACAUUGAUCCUCAGUACCAACCGACUGCAGAUGCACAACCUUCGACAUCAGUAAUCCCUCCGCAGCAAGGAUACAAUCAAUUCUUCCCUGAUUGUGAUUUGGAAAUGGAUGGGGCGAGUCUAGUAGAGCAGGUGAAAAAACCUCAGCCGAAACUAGUUUUUUCUGAAGAACUCAAGCGACUUAAAGAAGAACCUCUUCUUCCAGUGUCGCUUUUAUCGAAGUUAGCGAGGCCCUCCAUGGCUUUAGUUCUUUGGGAACCUCCGAACAAGUAUCUGAGGCCUCUGCCAUCUCCAAGAGAUACGCCGACUCAAAACCCGAACGUUUCUGACGACAACAACAACGCCAACAAUAUAGCUGCUGAAAGUGGAAACAAUAAUAAUAACAACGAAGGAAUUCCCGACAUGAAUGAUAUAUUUAGCAAUCACGCUGUACCCUCACUGGAACCGAUGGAUUUAUAAACAUUUCUCACUAACCUAAGGUCGAUCUCAUCUAUAUAAUUCUGAGCUGAAUAACCGUGCGCAUUUAUUCCCCGCACAUUACUGCCGCUACAUAUGGAAUGACUCAUUUCUUUUUAUGGAGAGAUUUUGUUUGUCUUUAUUAUUGGAAAGGAUUGCAUUGAAAAGUGAGAUUAUUUUUAUUGAGGAGUGAAAGAGAUUAAAAUUGUGAAUUUAAGAUUAAUAAGCGGAAUCUUUAUUUCUGAGGAUUAAAUUUAAGAUUCGGUAUGAAUUGAAAUUGUACUGUGUGCUAGAACAUUUUUAUGUAAGUUACGUUAAAAUUUUGUAUUACGCCUGUAUGAGGAUUAAAGGUUAAAUACUUUGUCUUAUGAAAA